Pangasianodon hypophthalmus (striped catfish) is the source of this 873-nucleotide messenger RNA. It is a transcript of the gene ccdc12, whose product is annotated as coiled-coil domain containing 12. The coding region runs from base 70 to 561 and encodes 163 amino acids. Gene Ontology annotation, cellular component: post-mRNA release spliceosomal complex; U2-type spliceosomal complex. NCBI's taxonomy places the organism in Eukaryota, Metazoa, Chordata, Actinopteri, Siluriformes, Pangasiidae. The transcript has 7 exons. The record is from RefSeq and is a predicted model, not a curated record.
AUCGAUUCUCUCUGCUCGCUGCUAGAUGCCUGUGGCAGGACAGAUAGUCGAUGUCAGAUAGAAAUCAUCAUGGAGCAGCAGGCUGUGAGCGCUUUACAAGCGCAAGCUCUGAAAAGAAAAGAAAAGUUAAAAGCCCUCAGAGAACGACAGCUUCAAGGGAGGGAACAAGCAGAAGGAGAACCUGACUGCAAGAGAGCAGUACAAGCAGAAACAGAAGAAAGACACAGAGACCUGAAGCUGAGGAAUUACACUCCAGAAGAUGAAGAGCUAAAAGAAAGACAGGUGCCCAAAGCUAAACCUGCGUCAGUGGAGGAUAAAGUUAAAGACCAGCUGGAAGCCGCAAACCCAGAACCCAUUAUAGAGGAAGUGGAUCUGGCCAAUUUAGCUCCAAGGAAACCAGACUGGGAUCUGAAGAGAGAUGUUGCAAAAAAGCUGGAAAAACUGGAGAAAAGAACCCAGAAAGCCAUUGCUGAACUUAUCAGGGAGCGGCUGAAGGGGAGUGAAACGGAGCUGGCUGGUGCUGUUGGAGCAGUCGCUGUAGAAGAGGCAGAUUCAGACUGAGUUUCUUCUGGAGAAACACAUUCUGUAUCAUGCAAAUCCUUCUGGAAGACUUUCAGAAGAAAUUCAGCUUGCCACAUGAACUGGCAUGCUGAGCAUCAGAGUUCAGAUCUGGUCAGGUCAGGAGUUGACUGGAUGCUGUGUGUGUGUGUGUGUGUGUGUGUGUGUGUGUGUGUGUGUGUGUGAGAGAGAGAGAGACGGAGAAUGAAAGAAAAAUAUUGUGAUGAUGUACAAAGAUUUGUAUCUGGUAUCCCCAUCCUGAAAUUGGAAAAGAUUUCCACUCUUUCAUACUUAAAUAAAAUAUUUUUUUUUCUA